Molecule: messenger RNA, 1269 nt
Organism: Colossoma macropomum (tambaqui)
Lineage: Eukaryota; Metazoa; Chordata; Actinopteri; Characiformes; Serrasalmidae
Gene: tfpi2
Product: tissue factor pathway inhibitor 2
Exons: 5
Coding region: 126-785 (219 amino acids)
Biological process (GO): negative regulation of peptidase activity
Cellular component (GO): extracellular region
Molecular function (GO): serine-type endopeptidase inhibitor activity
Source: RefSeq, a predicted model, not a curated record
CACUACCCACCGUUCAACUUCCCCAAGAACCCUAUAAAACCGCCACUGAGCCAAACCCAGACAGUUAGGCUAGGUGCUACAACACGAGACACCCCAAACUUGGACCGAGCACCUACUUUACAGUAAUGGAGUGCCAUCUUCUUGGAAGCCUUGUGCUCAUAAGCUUACUCCAGAGCACACUGGCUCUGAAACCCACAGAUGUGUGCCUUCUGCAAGUGGAUGAAGGACCGUGUCGAGGAGACAUCCAGCGUUUCCACUACAAUACAAUCACCCAGCGGUGUGAGGAAUUCAGCUAUGGUGGCUGUGCUGGCAACGACAACAACUUCGUCUCGUUUCAGGAAUGUCAGAAAACGUGUUUCAAAAUACCAAAAAUCCCCCAGAUCUGUCGUUUUCAGAAGGAUGAGGGGUCAUGCCGUGCCCUGAUCAUACGUUACUUUUUUAACAUGACCUCCAUGCAGUGUGAGCCUUUCUACUAUGGAGGCUGCAUGGGAAAUGAGAACAACUUCCAAGACCGCCAGUCAUGCAUGGAAUACUGCAAACCUCCAAAAUCUAUCCCUGUGAUUUGUUUGGAUGUCCUGAAUAAAGGAGGGUGCUCUGCCUCCAUACCAAGAUAUUAUUUCAACCCUGCCACAAAAAUGUGUGAAGAGUUCAUAUACACAGGAUGUGGGGGAAGCAGUAACAAUUUUGUCUCCAAAAAAAGCUGUAUGGAUGUUUGUGGUAGAAAGAGCAAUCCAUGGAAACAAAGGAAUAAGACACGUCAAAGAAUGAUCCUAAGGAGAAUAUAACACCCUAUCGCAAAUGCAGCAGGCUUUUUCAGAAAAAGGUUUGCAUUUAGCACUGGACAAAGGACACAUACUUAAACAGCUUCUACCCACAAUGUAAUGUGAAUACAUUGUACCAGAUGUGUUCUAAUGACAGUAUGUAAAUUAACAUAUGCUGAUAGCAACAGAAUCUCAAAAUAUAUUUUUCAGCUAUACUAUUUUUAAGUUAUGUACUGGAAUCGCACUGUGAAUUUUUUAUACUCACUGAAUGUACAUGUGAUAUUCACAGAAAAGUGCUUCGUUUUGAAUGGGCCUUUAAGUAAGCUUCACAGGGCUUGCUUAUAUGCUGUUUAACACUGUUUUACAUUUCUGUAUUUUUAUAUAAUGUUUUACACAUUUCAAAUUUCAUUUAAAAGUCUCUGAUGUAAAAAGUAUCUAUAUCUUUUAUAUUUUUUACAUGUUUUGUGUAUUUUUUUUCAAAUAAACACCCACGCAAUUUGUCUUGUAA